Nothoprocta perdicaria is the source of this 2376-nucleotide messenger RNA. RefSeq names its product mannosidase alpha class 2B member 1 (gene MAN2B1). Gene Ontology annotation, cellular component: lysosome. Bases 1 to 2376 code for a protein of 791 amino acids. The transcript is spliced from 20 exons. Gene Ontology annotation, biological process: mannose metabolic process. The record is from RefSeq and is a predicted model, not a curated record. Lineage: Eukaryota; Metazoa; Chordata; Aves; Tinamiformes; Tinamidae. Gene Ontology annotation, molecular function: alpha-mannosidase activity; carbohydrate binding.
AUGAGGGCGGUCGCGAGCGACAUGGCGGCGCCCGCGGCGCUGCCGCUGCUGCUGCUCGGGGCGGCGGCGGCGGCCGCGGGCUGCGGGUACCAGUCGUGCCCCCCGGCGCGGCCCGGGCUGCUGCACGUGCACCUGGUGCCCCACACGCACGACGACGUGGGCUGGCUCAAGACCGUCGAGCAGUACUACUACGGAGCGCGCAACGAGCUGCAGCACGCGGGCGUGCAGUACAUCCUGGACUCGGUGGUGGCCGAGCUGGCGGCCGACCCGGCCAAGCGCUUCGUCUACGCCGAGGUGGCCUUCCUGGCGCGCUGGUGGCGGCAGCAGGACGUGGCCACGCGCCGCCUCGUGCGCCAGCUCGUCGAGCAGGGGCGGCUGGAGCUGGUGCUGGGCGGCUGGUGCAUGAGCGAUGAGGGCGCCGCGCACUACGGCGCCGUGCUGGAGCAGCUGGCGCUGGGGCGGCGCUUCCUGCGGCGGGCCCUGGGGCGCUGCGGGACGCCCCGCGCCGCCUGGCAGCUCGACCCCUUCGGGCACGCGCGCGAGCACGCCGCCAUCUUCGCACAGCAAGCCAACGGCAGCCGCGUCCACGUGCUCUACUCGACGCCCUCGUGCUACCUGUGGGCGCUGCAUCGCGCCAACCUGUCCUGGACUGUCAAGACGGACGACUUCUUCCCCUACUCGGACGGGCCGCACCAGUUCUGGACGGGCUACUUCACGAGCCGGCCGGCCCUCAAGCGCUACGAGCGGCUCAGCUACAGCUUCAUGCAGGUCUGCAACCAGCUGGAGGCCGUGGCGGCGCGGGCGGCGCGGGACGGCCCCUACGGACACGGCGACGGCUCCGUGCUCCGCGAGGCGGUGGCCGUGGCGCAGCACCACGACGCCGUGAGCGGCACCGAGCGGCAGCACGUGGCCAACGACUACGCCAGGCAGCUGGCGGCCGGGUGGGCGGCCGGCCAGGUGCUGCUCUCCAACGCGCUGGCCGCUCUCAGCGGCACCAAGGAGGACUUCGUCUUCUGCCACGGCCUCAACAUCAGCGUGUGUCCCCUGACGGAGACGGCCGCGCGCUUCCUCGUGCUGCUCUACAACCCGCUGGGGCGCCGCGUGGCCUGGCCCGUGCGCCUGCCGGUGAACGGGGCCGCCUACGCGGUGACGGACCCAUCGGGCCGGCCCGUGGCCAGCGAGGUCGUCCCCGUGUCCCCCUUCACGCGCCAGCUGCGGGGCGACCAGGGCAACGCCACCGGGGAGCUCCUCUUCCAAGCCUGGCUGCCCGCCGUGGGCUUUGGCACCUUCGCGGUGACGCAGCUGGAGCCCGGGGAGCGCCCGGUGUCCCCGGGCCGGCCCCGACGCCCCCCGCAGCUCCUGGAGAUCYGCAAUGAGCAUGUCCGGGUGCUCUUCGACCCCGUCACCGGGCUCCUCAAGGAGAUCCAGAACCUGGACAAGGGCAUCGCGCUCCCCGUCUCCCAGAGCUUCUUCUGGUACAACGCGAGCACCGGGAACAACGACAACCAGCAGGCAUCGGGCGCCUACAUCUUCCGUCCCAACAGCUCGGAGCCCUUCCCGGUGUCGGGCUCCAAGCGGGUGCCCACGUACACRGUGAAGAACGCGCURGUGCAGGAGCUCUACCAGAACUUCUCCUCGUGGUGCUCCCAGGUGGUCCGUGUCCACGCCGGGCAGCCCUUCGUGGAGCUCGAGUGGACCGUGGGGCCCGUGCCCGUGGCGGACGGCUGGGGCAAGGAGGUCAUCAGCCGCUUCGCGACGCCGCUGCGCACGGGCGCCCGCUUCUACACGGACUCCAACGGGCGCCAGAUCCUGGAGCGCAGGCGCGACCACCGGCCCACGUGGAACCUGACCCAGACGGAGCCCGUGGCCGGCAAUUACUAUCCCGUCAACAGCCGCAUCUACAUCAAGGACGGGAAGCUGCAGCUGACGGUGCUCACGGACCGCUCGCAGGGCGGCAGCAGCCUCCGCGACGGCGCCCUGGAGCUCAUGUUCUCGGCGCUGCGGCGGGAGCUGCCGCCCAACGUGCACCUGCUGACGCUGGCGCCCGGCGACGGCGACGGGGACACGGUCGUGCUGCGGCUCGAGCACCUCCUGGAGAAGGGCGAGAGCCUCAACGGCUCCCAGCCCGUCACCCUGGACCUGCUGGACCUCUUCUCCGCCUUCACCAUCACGGCGCUGCAGGAGAUGAACCUGGCGGCCGACGAGCGGCGCGAGGCCGUGAGGCGCCUCGUGUGGACCCCGGACACAGGUCCGGCGCCGCCGCGGCCGCCCCCGAAGCUCGAUCCCCGCCGCGUCACCCUGCAGCCCAUGGAGAUCCGGACCUUUGUGGCCACCGUGGAGUACGGGGAGGCUGCGGGCGGCCCCGCGGGCCGGUGA